Molecule: messenger RNA, 1788 nt
Organism: Nannospalax galili (Upper Galilee mountains blind mole rat)
Lineage: Eukaryota; Metazoa; Chordata; Mammalia; Rodentia; Spalacidae
Gene: Cdc37
Product: cell division cycle 37
Exons: 8
Coding region: 116-1402 (428 amino acids)
Biological process (GO): protein folding; protein stabilization
Cellular component (GO): cytoplasm
Molecular function (GO): heat shock protein binding; protein-folding chaperone binding; protein kinase binding
Source: RefSeq, a predicted model, not a curated record
CGGUCAGGACGGAAGCGGAAGGGGCGGGGCUCCGCGGCAGGACUCCUCCAGCACUUGCGGGUUCUUGCUGAGCGCCCGCCAGUGUAGGGAGCGGGCCUGGACCUCCGAGGCCAAGAUGGUAGACUACAGCGUGUGGGAUCACAUCGAGGUGUCGGACGAUGAGGACGAGACGCACCCCAAUAUCGACACGGCCAGCCUCUUCCGCUGGCGGCACCAGGCCCGAGUGGAGCGCAUGGAGCAGUUCCACAAGGAGAAGGAGGAGCUGGACCGCGGCUGCCGGGAGUGCAAACGCAAGGUGGCUGAGUGCCAGCGUAAGCUGAAGGAGCUGGAGGUGGCAGAGGGAGGAGGCCAGGCUGAGCUGGAGCGGCUGCGGGCCGAGGCUCAGCAGCUACGCAAGGAGGAGCGCAGCUGGGAGCAGAAGCUGGAGGAGAUGCGCAAGAAGGAGAAAAGCAUGCCUUGGAAUGUGGACACUCUCAGCAAAGAUGGCUUCAGCAAGGCCCCCGGCUACGCCUCAGCCACCUUGAUGCAUUUGGCGAAGCCACCACCUCCAAUGUGGACAGGAUGGGCACGGCGGCCACGGCCCCCUCGCCCAGGGCGCUUCCCACCCCUGCCCAAGCCCACUUGCCCUCUUGCCCUGUCACAGAGCAUGGUCAAUACCAAGCCUGACAAGGCGGAGGAGGACUCAGAGGAGAUGAGGGAGCAGAAACACAAGACCUUUGUGGACAAGUAUGAAAAACAGAUCAAACAUUUCGGCAUGCUUCACCGCUGGGACGACAGCCAGAAGUACCUUUCUGACAAUGUCCAUCUUGUGUGUGAAGAGACAGCCAACUACCUGGUCAUCUGGUGCAUCGACCUGGAAGUGGAGGAGAAAUGUGCGCUGAUGGAGCAAGUGGCCCACCAGACCAUGGUUAUGCAGUUUAUCCUGGAACUAGCCAAGAGCCUCAAGGUUGACCCCCGAGCCUGCUUCCGGCAGUUCUUCACUAAGAUUAAGACUGCAGACCGUCAGUACAUGGAGGGUUUCCAGUAUGAGCUGGAGGCCUUCAAGGAGCGUGUGCGUGGCCGUGCCAAGCUGCGCAUCGAGAAGGCCAUGAAGGAGUACGAGGAGGAGGAGCGCAAGAAGCGGCUGGGCCCUGGAGGCCUAGACCCUGUGGAGGUCUACGAGUCCCUGCCUGAGGAACUGCAGAAGUGCUUCGAUGUGAAAGAUGUGCAGAUGCUGCAAGAUGCCAUCAGCAAGAUGGACCCCUCUGAUGCCAAGUACCAUAUGCAGCGUUGCAUCGACUCUGGCCUCUGGGUCCCCAACUCCAAGUCCAGCGAGGCCAAGGAGGGGGAGGAGGUGGGCCCCGGGGACCCAUUGCUGGAAGCUGGUCCCAAAGCGGGCGACAAGAAAGACAGCAACAUGUGACCUGUCACAGCCACUGCCACCACCGGCCUGCAGGCCUGUGCAGGCCUCUCUUCAGAGGAAAGCUAGAGCCUCCAGCUCCUGGUCCCCCUCUUCUGCCACCCCCCAGGGCCGCUCUCCACUGGCCCUGUCAUCAAGUCCCCAGCACUUGCCCACUUCUGCUUCCAGUCCAGGGGCUCUACUGCCUGCAGCUCCCUGCCCCAUCAGCGUUAUGCCAAAGUCCUGGAGGUUUGUGGAGGGGCAGCAGUCACCAGGUCAGUUGCCCAGGUUGGGGACAUACAUGUUCCCAGCCAAGGUGGGUCUGUCCAUGCCGCUCUGUGUCUGCUGUUUCUUUUCUGUCUAGUCCUCUCUGGCAAUGAUGUCCAAUAAACAGUUUCCGAUGCUCCAGG